CGGACGUUGAACCACUUGCGACAAAGUCGCUAAACCGAGGGUCGUGAUUAUUUUCAUAUCGUCGCUCGAUCUUAACUCGAACGAAUCGUCGUUGCAGUUGUGCGACGCGAGUGCACCUACGAGAACGCUCCAUUUUGGAGAACGGAGAAGAACGAGAUCGUCGAACGGAAGAGGAAAAAGAGUCGUCGUGAAUCAACGUAGGACGAGGAUGAGCAGCGGAGAAUGGAACGGUUGGUUGCAACGAUGCCGAGAAUCGCGAAAAUUGGUUCUCGUGAUCGUCGCGAUCGCUUUGCUUCUGGACAAUAUGCUUCUGACCACGGUUGUGCCCAUCAUACCGGAAUUUCUGUACGACAUCAAGCAUCCUAACUCAACGCUGAGCCAACACCUAGAAGGCAAUGGCCCCGGACGAACGACGCUGGGAAUCGUUCAGCCUACGACCAAGAUCGCCUCUACUACAACUUCCAGCCUAAUUACCAACCCAAACGGUGCUGGCUCUUCGAACAAUACGAUCGAUUCUCAAACCGAGUUUCUCCAUACGACCAUUCCUCCUUGCAUAGGCAUGACUGAAAGCACGAACGUUGGGGCGAGUUUAUCAGAGAUAGAAGAAAAGAAGCAGCGACAUCGCGAGUUACUACAGGAGACGGUCGCCGUUGGCAUAAUGUUCGCUUCGAAAGCUUUCGUUCAAUUGCUGGCUAAUCCGAUUGUCGGUCCUCUCACCCACAAAAUCGGCUACAGCAUACCCAUGUUCACCGGUUUCAUCAUCAUGUUUCUUUCUACGCUGAUAUUCGCGUUCGGACGAAGCUACGGUAUCCUUUUCUUGGCAAGAGCGUUGCAAGGAAUCGGUUCCUCUUGUUCGAGCGUAUCAGGUAUGGGUAUGUUAGCCGAGAGGUACCAAGACGACAAGGAACGGGGUAACGCGAUGGGAAUCGCUCUGGGUGGUUUGGCCCUUGGCGUUCUCAUCGGUCCACCAUUUGGCGGUGUCAUGUACGAAUUCGUUGGAAAAUCUGCUCCGUUCUUGGUUCUUUCCGCGUUAGCCCUUGGCGAUGGACUUUUACAGCUUUUGGUACUUCAACCGUCCAUCGUGUACACCGAGGCUGAACCGCCGUCUCUGAAGAGUUUAAUCACCGACCCUUAUAUUGUCAUAGCCGCUGGGGCUAUCACGUUCGCCAAUAUGGGUAUCGCUAUGUUGGAGCCUAGUCUUCCGAUUUGGAUGAUGGACACGAUGGGUGCGAGCAGAUGGAAACAAGGUGCCACCUUUUUACCAGCUAGCAUCAGCUACUUGAUCGGUACUAAUCUUUUCGGACCGCUUGGACACAGAAUGGGCAGAUGGUUAGCUUCCCUGAUCGGACUGGUCGUUAUUGGUAUCUGUUUGAUGUGCAUACCGUUGGCUAGAAGUAUCGAUCAUCUGAUCGUACCCAACGCCGGCUUGGGAUUCGCAAUUGGCAUGGUAGACAGUUCGAUGAUGCCCGAAUUGGGAUAUCUGGUAGACAUUAGACAUACCGCUGUAUACGGAAGCGUUUACGCUAUCGGAGAUGUCGCCUUCUGUUUAGGUUUCGCCGUGGGACCUGCAUUGAGCGGCACGCUAGUCAACACUAUCGGUUUCGAGUGGAUGUUAUUUGGAAUCGCGAUUCUAAACUUUCUUUACGCCCCGCUAAUGUACUUUUUGAGAGCACCACCUACCAAAGAGGAGAAAAAGUCAUUGAUCAUUGGCGAAAAAUCGUCUGUGCGCUACGUAACGUACCAGAAUGAAGAGGACGAACAAUAAUGGCACCGCGGCUGUUUCUAAACUUUUCUUUUUCCACGUUAUGGAGAUGCAGCAGCAACGAGUUGAAUACAGUACACGAAACAUUAUUAUUUACUUUCUAAUCUAACGUUUAUUGUACAUAAAGGUAGAGUAAAUCGUAAGAAUAAGUGUGUGCGUUCAAGAAAAUCGUACACGUGAACAGCGUGUUACCAAACAAAUAUGCUGGAAGUUUCCGAUUUGGUGGCAUAACCGAAGAGUUAGCGAAUUUGCACGAAAAAGUAAGUAGAAAAUGUAGAGUGACAUUUUUUUCCUACGAAGCUUUGUUUCUAAAUAAAUUCAUGUUGAAAAUUCAUCGAAAAUUCUAUAUUUAAAAGUUGCGGCAACAAGUGGUGAUAUCUACUGUUUGGUGCAUCAAAAACGCAAAAAUCACAUCGUUUGCUAUUCGUUGAAACCAGACAACGCCACGAGUUUAUGGCGGGUUUUUUUUAAAAUAAGUAUUGAAAUUUCGAUGAAUUUUCAGCUUAUUCUUUUAUGUAGAUUUACUCGCUCUGCUGUUGUGGCACUAGGUUGGAAACACCUAGUAUAUCUACGUCGAUUGAUCGAGGCACCGAUGGAUAAGGAUACAUCGAUACGCGCUCGUUGAUUCGCGAAUCGCGAAAAGUUUUUAGCGCUUCGAGGCCGUCAAUUUAAAUUUAAAUUAAAAAUUUUCCACGGAGAACCGCCUACUUUGGAUUCCCUGAAUGGCUGCAGGGAAACCGUGCCACGGCGAUUAGGCAUGAUGAAGAGUUUUUCGAAUAUUUGCAAAUCUAAUCGGUAUAUAGAAUGUUCCACUUAUAGGUAAUCGCGGAUAUAAUUACGAAUGAAGCGUCUCGAGUGUCGAAGAUUCUCGCGACUUUGCUUUUCACGAGCAACGAGGAAAAACCAAGAAAUCCUGAUAAUAAUAAUUAAACCCGAGUUGUUUCUAAUUCACGAACGAUCAAACGUUCUCUUGUGAAACGAAACGAACAGUAGUAACGCGGAAACUUUAAGAAAAUAAGCGUCGAACCGUUCGACGAAUUUGCAAAUUACAAGAUAAACUAUAUGCGAAUUCGCGGCGGAAAACUCAAGCACGUAUCCUUCCCUCGUUUUCCCAUCGAUAUAAAUCCGUUCUCUCGUUCUUCGUUCGCGUUCUAUCUUUCGGAUUAGCUAUUCAAAUGCAUAUUAUAGAUCAUAGAUCGUAAGGGCGUUACGCCUCGUUUCUUCUAGCGAUAGUAGUUCGAAAUGGUGUUAGUAUAAUAUUUACGUAGAGUAGUAACGUUAAUGAACAUUAUAUAUCUUAAAAGUUUAUCGAUAAUCGUGUGUUUGUUGUUCUGGUCGAGAAACGUUGAACGAUUACGAGCAACGACGACCGUUUCUACGUUUAGGUCUUAAGCUACACCAUGGAUGUAGGCGAAUCUCUCGAGAAACGCAUAGAUAACGUUGUUAAUUUAUUGAUCGUUAACGGGCCUUGUUCGGGUCUAUUUAAUAUAUUCAAGCAAGUAUAGAGUAUAAUGUUGAUGCUUAUCGAUUAAGCAAAAUCGUUAGGAGUUGUUAGGAGUUUUCGUGGUACGUUUGACUCUGUAACGUUGUUAGGCGAUUGAAACGCGUACGUAGAACGAUAUGUAACAAAGAGUUAACUGGUGCAGAAAUAGAACAGGCUUCCACUGCGAAUUCGAUGAAUCCUCGAGGCUGCGUUGCUCACGCACCUACUCCCGGUAAGAAACGCGAGUCAAUUCGAUUUGCGAAUUCUUAGCGAACGUUCGACGCUGCCGCGGAUGUACGAUUAAGGAAAAACAGGAGGGGCAUGCUGUUCGCGAAAAUAGAGAUCGAGAUAUCGAAUGAUUUUUCAGAAUCCAACCCGAUCAGAGAAUCAACCUCUAUCGAGUUACAAUAUAAAGAGCUUAGGAAUCGUAAGGAUCGGAUCGAGAAACGGUUGAAUCGACGUCGUUGUAUCUACAUAACCGGUACAUGUAUUAUCCAUAUCAACGUGUUUAAGGGCUCCUUUGGUUUCCUGUAAAUAUAGUAAAAGUAUGUGUAUGUCUCUAGAAAGCAAUUAUAGCAAUCUGUAGGUGCAUCUAUGAAAUUAACUUUAUUAUUGAUCGAUACAAUUUUGCCCGCUGGUUCAUCCUCCUUUUCUAUUAAAAUCAAAUCCGCGACACAUUCGAUGUACCAUAUAGGUUUUUGUUUGCUUCUUCGAGCAGGCUUCUCGUCGUCGUAUUUCAUCUGGUCACUAGCGAUAUGUAACUUUGCAACUGCUUGCCCGCAUCGAUCGUAUUGGAAAUCUUGAUCAUUGAACGAUGCGUUUCAAGGUGAGGCUACGCUUUUCAAUGUAACUUUUGUGACGCGUCCAAACGAAUCGAUGAAAAAGCUUAGAGAUUAACUCGUCGAUGACUGCUAUUGUGAACAGACAAUAAGCGAUACGACGAGGCACGAAAGUACUUCGGCAGCCGGAUACAAAACGAUCGUUUUCUCGUUGCUAGUAACGAUCUCGUCGAUAAAUCGCGCUUAAAAUCGACGGAAAAUUGCUUUGAUUUAGAUGUACGCUCGAAGGAACUGGAGAAAAUGAACCUUGUGAAUAACCGGUACCGAUUCUGUACGUAAGUGUAGGGAUUGUUCUAUGUUUAACGAGCCACGUGUAAUCAUCCAAUACGAUGUUCCCUUAUACCUUACGACUGUAGCGAAGCAUGUAUGUAUAUUUAAUCAGCUGGUGUAUGGGUCCGAUUUAAUGACCGUAAGUGAAACGUACUUGUCGAAGAACAAUGAGAAUUGGAAAGAAAAAAGAAAUAUCCUUAAACGAUGCGAUAGUACGCGCACAUAUAAAUAAACGCGUGUGCCGAUUUUUCUGUUUCUCUGUCUCUACCUCUGUAUCCGUGUUGUUGCGUAAUCGUAUCGUCGAUGUGAGUAAGAAAAUGUGCAUUUAUCGAAAAAA
Molecule: messenger RNA, 4691 nt
Organism: Osmia lignaria (orchard mason bee)
Lineage: Eukaryota; Metazoa; Arthropoda; Insecta; Hymenoptera; Megachilidae
Gene: Vmat
Product: Vesicular monoamine transporter
Biological process (GO): transmembrane transport; aminergic neurotransmitter loading into synaptic vesicle
Cellular component (GO): synaptic vesicle membrane; terminal bouton
Molecular function (GO): serotonin:sodium:chloride symporter activity
Source: RefSeq, a predicted model, not a curated record